Nothobranchius furzeri (turquoise killifish) is the source of this 3715-nucleotide messenger RNA. It is a transcript of the gene tmem245, whose product is annotated as transmembrane protein 245. The record is from RefSeq and is a predicted model, not a curated record. Lineage: Eukaryota; Metazoa; Chordata; Actinopteri; Cyprinodontiformes; Nothobranchiidae.
CAUGUUGUCCUCACGCGGCACGCGGCAGAAGGACUGCUGAAGCCGGAGCGGUAACAUGGCAGAUGAGGAGGACCUGGGGCUCGCGCCCGCCGCAGCUGCCUCCUCGCCGGAGACCCCCCACACCGGCCGGCCCCUCUCGGUUUCCUUCUCCGAGAGCUUCCAGCCCGCCGUCGGGAUGAUGAGCCAGCUGCUGACGCAGCCGUCGUCCCUCAAGUUCGACAAGAACAUCAAGCAGGCCUUCUACAACACCGGGGCGAUGAUCUUCGUGGCCAUCUGCUGCGCGGCGGCCGUCCUGGUCUACUUCAUCCUGGAGGCCUUCCUCCGCCCGCUGCUCUGGGCGGUGCUCUGCGGCACGUUCCUCCACCCCUUCAAGCACUCUCUGGCUCGGCUCGGCCGCUCGUGGCUCAGCGGCCUACAGGACACCGGGACACCCAUAGUGCUGGGGACGCUGCUUGUCCCGGUGUGGUGCGUCAACUACGGGGCGGAGGCGAUGGGCAGGCUGGUGCUGGAGAGGCUCACGGUGCUCCUGGUGGUCGGAGCCGGGGCGCCGCUGGUCUACUUCCUCUACCUGUCCUGGAGCGUCAUCGGCGUGCAGGUGAUCAUCGGACACGUCUGCUGGGCCAUCGGAGUCCUACUGGACUGCUUCCACGUUGUGUGGGUGUCCAGCGUUGUGGUGGGUUACCUGCUGGCCGUCUGUCUGAAGUGGAGUCCUCAGACGGAGCGCUACCUGAAGGCUUUGGCUCUUCCCGUUUGGGCUUCACUGCUCUUCUUCGUCGUGUCUCUGGCCGGCUCGUGGAGAGUUCCCGUGUUUGUGGUUGUGGUGAUCCUCCUCGUCGUGGGCUCCCAGGAGAAAACACCUGUUCCCGGAAGAGGAGAGCUGCCAGGACAGAUGCUGUCGUUUGCAGCCAACACCAUUUACAUGGCCAUUUCCUGCAGCAACCUUCAGCCGAGGCCUGAGCUCAGCACCAGCUCCACCACGGACGGUGUUCAGCCACAAGGCCCCGUGCCCGCCACCCCACGCCUCCGUGGCUCCCUACAGGCCAGCCUGCAGAAAGAGAAGAGCACCCGUAAAGCCAGCGACAUCUACUUCAUCCUGCUGGUCUGGGCCAUCGUGCUCGUUCAGGUGUGGCUCAACCUCUGGAUCCUGCAGCUCCUGCCCAUCCCUGUGGCCGUGUGGGUACUGAAGAAGCUGGUGGUUCGCUUUGGCCUGAAGAGCUUUGCGGAGCGGACCGUCAGCUCAUGGUGGACUGUCCUGGAGAAGUUUGGACGUGAGCGCGAGGAGGCUUUGUUGCCUGGACCAAUCAAAGGCCUGGCUCAAUUCAUGCUGCGUGUCGACACUAAGCUCUGGCAUUGGCUUAACAAGCAGAUGAUCGUGUGGUUGGAGCGAUCGUUGGAUAAAAUCAUCAGCAUCUUCAUCAUCUUCCUCCUGGUCACGGGGACUCUGCUCAUGGCUCUUCUGCUCACCGCUAUGGUCCAUCAUGAAAGUGCUCACAUCGUGGCGGUAACCAGUAACCUCAUCAACGAGACUCUGUCUAACCACCCAGAAUGGGCCAAUUGGCUUCCAGAACCCCGGGUUGUGCAGAAAGCUCUGAAUUCAGCUGCUUCUAAUGUUUAUCAGCAUGGGAGAGAGUGGAUCACGCAGAAGCUCCAUAAGAUGUUGGGAGAGAAGGUGAACAACACAGCGGUGAUCGAGAAGCAGGUCCUGGAGCUCUGGGACCGACUGUACCAUUCCUGGUUUGUAAAGAAUGUGACCUACUCUGGUCGCCACCGACACAAGAUGAUGGCUCAGAGACAGAACAGCUGGCUGGGGGACAUCCUGGACUGGAAGGACAUCGCCUCCUUUCUGCAGGAGAAUAUUGAGACGCUGCUGUCGAUCUUAGAGUCCCUGUGGGUGGUGAUGAGCAGGAACGUUGGCCUCCUCAUCUCCACCACCACCACCCUUCUCACCGUGUUGUUCCACAGCGGCACGGCUCUGCUCAACUUUGCCCUGAGUCUGGUGAUCUUCCUCACCACUCUGUUCUACCUGCUGAGCUCCAGCGGAGAAUAUUACAAACCCGUGAAAUGGGUCAUCAGCCUGACGCCCCUGUCUCAGCCUGGACCUUCCUCCAACAUCAUCGGCCAGUCUGUAGAGGAGGCCAUCAGAGGAGUGUUCGACGCCUCUCUGAAGAUGGCCGGCUUCUACGGCCUCUACACUUGGCUCACGCACACCGUCUUUGGCAUCAACGUCGUCUUCAUCCCCUCUGCUCUGGCUGCCAUCCUGGGGGCGGUGCCAUUCCUGGGGACCUACUGGGCGGCGGUGCCGGCGGUGUGUGACCUCUGGUUGGCUCAGGGUCAAGGCGUCAAAGCUCUGCUGCUGCUCAUCUGCCACCUGCUCCCCACCUAUUGUGUGGACACGGCCAUCUACUCUGAUAUAUCAGGAGGGGGACACCCGUACCUGACGGGUUUGGCGGUGGCAGGUGGAGCCUACUAUCUGGGUCUAGAGGGAGCCAUCAUUGGACCCAUCCUUCUCUGCAUCCUGGUGGUGGCAGCUAACAUCUACAGCGCCAUGCUGAUGAGUCCCAGUUCUGCAUUACCCACACCGGUGCAGCCCAACUGGCCGGUCCACCCCAUGAGGACCUUCGUGGACUCCACUCCCUCUGUUCUGAAGAAAAGCACCGAGUCCUAGUGAGAGGGUUCCUGAUGGCUGACUCCACGGGGCACUCGCCCCCUGCCCGCCCCCGCUUGGAGCUCCUCUAAAGGCCGGCUGGCUCCAUGAGGUCAUCCUGGACCAAGAAGUGAAGGUGACGGAUGCUAACCGGAGCGAGUGGUUUAUCUGAGCUGCGUGGGUCCGAGUUCUAGAGCGGGACCAGGAGAAGCACCGAUCGCUCCACUUGUGACCAAACAGGUUGACUUUCACGGUGACCCGUGUGGAGGCGGCUGAGGCUUCAGUCACCAGGUUUCUUCAUGAGGCCGUUCACCAACAGCGCGGGAGGACGUGGACAUGAAGAUCUAACCAUUUUAGUUUCUAUGAUGGUCCAAAAGUCAUCAGCCGAGGAUUCUAACCGGUUUAACUCUAAAAGUAAAGAUUUAGUUUCACCAACAGGAUGUUAAACAAGAGCUUUUAUUUAUGUCUUCAGAUGAGAAGUGAUAACAUGCUGAAACGCGGGGGGGGGGGGGGGGGGGGGUCCUCUAACCAACAGCUGUUUGUGUGAAGAUGAGCUGAACUCUUCUGCUGCAUAAAGACCUUCAGCAGUUUAUUUCUUCCUUUAACGCGUUGCUCAUGUUUACAGCCCUAAACGGAGACCGGACCGGGACGGUCACCACGGAUGACUUCAUGGUUUGGUUCUCACGGUUGAGACACAAGUGAAUCACACUGAUGUUAGUGAACUUCUGCUUUGUUUAAGUGAAAAAGGAAAGUUGUUUUAUUUAUUUCAAGCUUUAAUAUUGUUUGUUUUUUACACUCGUGAUGCGCAGACGAGCUCCCGGCCUCUGAGCGGGAGCACAUUUACACUCAAAGCACUUUUGUCACCGUCAGGAUUCGCACGGGAGCACUUUCAGGAUUUCCCGACUCGGAGACAUCUGCUCACCUCCGGCGCUUUAAGGCUCCGUUAUCCGGAGCGAAUGGAAAGCCUUACAGCAGUUUACAUCACUGGAAGCGUUAAGACUGCAGAUGUUGUACAGAUGUGAGCCGAGAGACUGGACUGGAUAUGCACUGAAUAAAUCUGGUUUUAAUCUC